UCUGUGUGUGUGUGUGUGUGUGGCCGCAGGUUACAUGCAGAGCAUUCCUGACAUUAGCCGAUUAUUUUGGGAGUUUGUUGGCACACUGUGUCUGCCAGUGUGUGUGUGUGUGUGUGUGUGUUCCUCCGAGGCUGUUGCGCACUCAGUAAAGCCUCUCUGUGAGUGUGUGUGUGUGUGUGUGACCCUCAGAGCAGAUGGGCUCUGCUGAGCCUCGACAUUAAUCAGACAAACGCAGCGACCGACAGCAUGGUGUGUGUGUGUUCGCCCCGUGUGCACUGGGCACCGCUGCUGGCGCUUCUGGUGUGUGUGUUUGCUCAGGACAGCAGCCGGGAGUGUUUGGAUAAGGACGAGCUCAUUGCUGAAAUGCCCAGCACUGUGGACCUGCCGACGGAGUGUGUGCUGACCUGCACCGCGCUCACUUACCGGCAGAUCCUGGACACACAGCGCAGGGUCACGGUGCGCUUCAGGGACUCCCGACCCGGUGAAGACGGAGAAGAGUUCUGCUGGUUUAUCGGCAGCAGAUGUGGCGCGUGGGAUGAAGUGUUGGUUUUACUGUCUCUCGGCCAAUCUGACGCGGUGACUGAAGCCAGGAUUCGUCUUCAGACCGACUCUCUGAUCCUAGUGGAGCCACACGACUCUCCGUCCGUCCUGCCUGACGACUGCGGCCUGAGGUUUGAUGUCACCGCGCAACUGCGAGGCCUGCGACCGCACAUGCUCUGUGUCCGGCCACACGGCAUUAUGGGAAACCAGCUGCAGUGUCCGCCGGCUCUGGUCUUCGUAAAGCAGAAACAGAGUCGCUCCUAAACCAGACCACGAACAUUACGACACGCAGCGCUGAACCCUUCCUGGUGUUGGAAAACGCAACUCAUUUCAAGUUUCUGAAUGUCAGUAAUAUGUAAAUAAUAAUCUAUAUUUCCAUUUUAAUAUCCUUAAUUUACUUUACAUUAUAAUCGUUCCAUUAUAGCGAACUGAUAACUCUCUACAAUACAGUGCACUCGCAUCUUUUAUCCUGUGUAAUAAAGAUUUCCUAUAUAGAUAUAUAUAUAACCUUAUUGUAUGUAACCAUAUUCAGCUAUUUUGUUAAUAAAAUCAUGGAAGCUCA
Danio aesculapii is the source of this 1102-nucleotide messenger RNA. It is a transcript of the gene gsdf, whose product is annotated as gonadal somatic cell derived factor. The coding region runs from base 247 to 804 and encodes 185 amino acids. The record is from RefSeq and is a predicted model, not a curated record. The transcript is spliced from 2 exons. NCBI's taxonomy places the organism in Eukaryota, Metazoa, Chordata, Actinopteri, Cypriniformes, Danionidae.